CAGCAAGCCUGUAGGAGCUCUUAACUACAACACCAACACUGUCACUCCGCACUGACAAACUGCGGGAAGGAUUUCUAGCCGUUUGACUCUCCGGCUUUUGCUUAUUUAUCCACCGCCUCGAAUGAAACGCAUUGGAGUUUCUGGCGUUUUAAGGGGAGAAAUAAUGCAGCACUGGAAAAGGAUGCAAGUCUCACUAGUCCCCCCCUCGGAAUAAUGCCAAAUGGAUGCUGUGCUAAGAGAGUUACCCCCUCACCAAAUGCUAUGGAGGUAUGCCAAGGUGUGCAAGUGACCUUUACCACACCAUGAAUGCAAGCACUGCUGUUAAAGGAGGACACAAGUAACCUUUUCUUGUUAUCUAACAAGGAGCGGUUGAUCUGAAGAGAGGAGGGGGCAAACAACGCGGAGAGAAGAAUCCCGUAAAACAAACAAACAAACAAACAAACAAACAAAACACACAGCGACAGGAUGCCAAAGCGGUCUGAGGAGAUGCUCAUGGAUCUGUGGCUGUCCUUGCUGCUGGUGUGGAUUACUUGUGUUCUGUCCGUGUCUAUGACUCCUAUCAUAGGCCAGUCCAAAAGUACACAAACUGGUGGGUCCGCAGUGGUGGCGAGCGGUGUUGGCGAAGGACAAAGAUUACUAAGCCGCGCCAAGAGAGGAUGGGUUUGGAAUCAAAUGUUUGUGCUGGAGGAAUUUUCUGGACCAGAUCCAAUUCUAGUUGGCAGGCUUCACACAGACAAGGUGGACAAUGACACAGCCAGAUACAGCCUUGCAGGUGAGGGGGCAGGCACCAUCUUUGCCAUCAAUGAGAAGACAGGUGACAUCCACGCGAUGAAGAGGUUGGACCGCGAGGAGAAGGCUGAAUACACACUAACCGCCAAAGUCACUAAUGGUAUUACAGGCCAGCUUCUGGAGCCCAUGACUGAGUUCAUCAUCAAAGUCCAGGACAUAAAUGACAAUGCACCAAAGUUCACCGAAGGCCCGUAUCAUGCCGCUGUUGAAGAAAUGUCUGCUGUUGGUACCUCAGUUAUCACAGUAACAGCUACAGAUGCCGAUGAUCCGGUGUACGGAAACAGCGCUAAGCUAGUCUACAGCAUACUGGAGGGACAACCAUAUUUCUCUGUUGACCCCAACUCAGCAACCAUAAGAAUUGCUCUGCAUGGGAUGGAUCGUGAGAUGAGAGAGGAUUAUCAGGUGGUCAUUCAAGCUAAAGACAUGGGAGGUCACAUGGGUGGUUUGUCUGGAACUACUACUGUCAGCAUCACACUACAAGACAUCAAUGACAAUCCACCAAAGUUCUCUAAAAGUUUGUAUGAGUUUGUGAUCCCUGAAGACCUACCAUUAGGGAAAGAGGGUGGCAAGGUGAAAGCAAAUGACCGCGACAUCGGUGAGAAUGCCAAGUCGACGUACAGCAUCAUCGAAGGAGACGACCAAGGCGUGUUUGAGAUUAUUACGAACGCAACGACACAGGAAGGGAUUCUACAGCUCAGAAAACCUUUAGACUAUGAGAGCAAGAGAAACUACACACUCAAAGUUGAAGCUACCAACAUCCGCUCAGAACCCAGGAGUAAUGGGCCCUUUAAGGACACAGCUACAGUGAAAAUUGUGGUUGAAGACUCAGAUGAGCCUCCUGUUUUCUCCAAACCUAUGUACUUAUUAGAAGUGGACGAGAACGCGCCCAUCAACAAGAUCAUAGGCACAGUCACUGCCAGGGACCCGGAUGCUACUGGGAGCCCUAUCAGGUACUUCAUUGAUCGACACACAGAUCUGGAGAGGCAGUUCAACAUCAAUGUGGACAAUGGCAGGAUCACGCUGGCCAAACCAUUGGACAGAGAGACAGACAUGUGGCACAAUAUUACAGUAACAGCCACAGAAGUCAGAAAUCACAGUCAGAUAUCAAGGGCAGUUGUGGCCAUCAGAGUAAUGGACAUUAACGACAAUGCACCCGAAUUUGCCACCGAAUACGAGGCCUUUUUAUGUGAAAAUGGAAAGCCUGGACAGGUGAUCCAGACUGUCAGUGCGGUGGACAAAGAUGACCCAAUCCAGGGCCAUUACUUUGACUAUCGUUUAGUCCCUGAGAUGCUAAACAACCCCAAUUUUACCAUCAAAAACAACCAAGACAAUUCAAUCAGUGUCCUAGCCAAGCAUGAUACCUUCCGACGACAGAAACAGGAGAUGUACUUCCUGCCAAUCAUUGUGACGGACAAUGGGAAUCCGCCGAUGAGCAGCACCAACACCUUGACGAUCAGAGUCUGUGGGUGCAGUAAGGAUGGCAUUGUCCAGUCUUGCAACGUGGAGGCGUAUGUCUUACCCAUUGGACUUAGUAUGGGGGCUUUAAUUGCCAUCCUUGCCUGCAUUAUACUACUGCUAGUAAUAGUAGUACUAUUCGUGACCUUGAGGAGACACAAGAAUGAGCCUCUGAUUAUCAAGGAUGACGAAGAUGUGAGGGAGAAUAUUAUCCGUUAUGAUGAUGAAGGAGGAGGUGAGGAGGACACCGAAGCAUUUGACAUUGCCACGCUGCAGAACCCAGAUGGCAUCAAUGGGUACCUGCCACGCAAGGAUAUCAAGCCUGACCUGCAGUUUAUGCCACGGGCAGGUCAACAUUCGGGUCCAAAUGGUGUGGAUGUAGAUGAAUUCAUCAACGUACGGCUCCACGAGGCAGACAAUGAUCCAACAGCACCACCUUACGACUCCAUCCAGAUCUAUGGAUACGAGGGCCGGGGAUCCAUUGCUGGCUCCCUCAGCUCACUGGAGACAGCGUCAUCAGACUCUGACCAGAACUAUGACUAUCUCAGAGAAUGGGGUCCACGCUUCAGAAGACUUGGGGAGCUCUACUCUGUGGGUGAGAGUGACCGUGAGACCUGACCUUUGAUUUCUUAAAAACAAACAAACAAAAAAAAAGACUUAAGAUUUUUUUUUCUGUCCACAUACUUGUGUAUUGAACGCUAGGGGGUUUGUUGGCUUUUAGAAACUGGUGUUUAAAAAGAAAAAAAAAACAGUU
Pundamilia nyererei is the source of this 2998-nucleotide messenger RNA. It is a transcript of the gene cdh8, whose product is annotated as cadherin 8. NCBI's taxonomy places the organism in Eukaryota, Metazoa, Chordata, Actinopteri, Cichliformes, Cichlidae. Gene Ontology annotation, molecular function: cadherin binding; beta-catenin binding; calcium ion binding. The transcript is spliced from 12 exons. Gene Ontology annotation, cellular component: axon terminus; plasma membrane; catenin complex. Bases 466 to 2862 code for a protein of 798 amino acids. The record is from RefSeq and is a predicted model, not a curated record. Gene Ontology annotation, biological process: cell-cell adhesion mediated by cadherin; multicellular organism development; cell morphogenesis.